Messenger RNA from Aspergillus ibericus CBS 121593, 1410 nucleotides. Its product is annotated as Zn(II)2Cys6 transcription factor. Gene Ontology annotation, biological process: regulation of DNA-templated transcription. The transcript has 2 exons. The annotation marks the transcript as partial. The record is from RefSeq and is a predicted model, not a curated record. Gene Ontology annotation, molecular function: DNA-binding transcription factor activity, RNA polymerase II-specific; zinc ion binding. Lineage: Eukaryota; Fungi; Ascomycota; Eurotiomycetes; Eurotiales; Aspergillaceae.
GCGCCAAGACGCCGGCGGGCAUCCAACAAGCGCUCCAAGACGGGGUGUCGGACAUGUCGGAUUCGCCGGAUCAAAUGCGACGAGACGCCCGGCCGAUGCUUCAACUGCCAGACGUCCGGGUGGCCGUGUGAAGGGGUCGAGCUCCAUCCGCUCCCGGGGAAACACACAGGGGCCCCGGAUCCUCGCUUGUCGCCGUCGGUCGCCGUCGAGUUUCAAUGGACCAUGACCUCGGACGAGAAGCGAUGUCUGUCCUUCUUCCGACAGGUCCUCCUGUCGGAUUGUAUCAGGACCGGGUCCGACCCGACCCUGUGGGAGCAGGUCAUCUUCCCGCUGAGCGCCCGGGAGCCCGCCGUCUACCACGCCGUCCUGGCCUUCAGCGCCGUCAACCACCACAUUCACGAAGCAGGCCGACUGGCCAUUCCAGGUCAGACCCUGCGUGGACCAUGGCAUGGCUUUGCCCUAAUUCACUCCAGUCGAGCCUAUCGUCUGCUUCAGCAGCGCACCGGGUCGCAGGACCCGCAGCUGCCGCCCGUGCUUCUGGUGUGUUGCCUGCUGUUCAUCCUGCGCGAGCUGGCCUGUGCCCGCUACGAUGAUGCCAACGUCCACCUGCAGAGUGGACUCCGCAUCCUCCAUGAGCUACGGCGCGGCGACGGCAGCCCUAGCGAGAUGGACCCGAAGCAAUACCCAAUUCCGCCCGGGCUCCUCGAAGCCUUUCUGUACCUCGACGCCCACUCCGCCUUCCACGGGGUUCAGCAGCCCUUCCUUCCCCUAGACCAACACUUUCACUACCACGCAUCCUUCGAAGCCCGCUUAUCAUCCUCCACGCCUUUCCACUCCGUCCGUCAGGCCCGGCAGACCCUCCACUCCCUCGUCCCCACCGUCUUUCUCCUCCUCGAGCACUGCUGGAGCCUCGCGGACGUCGACCGGCUGUCCGAGUACCCCGUGCUCCAGCCCCAACAAUACCGGCUUCUGUCCUGUCUGAAUCGGUUUGGCGUGCACUGGACGAUGUUCCUCCAGAAGGCCUCUCCGGGGGUGCAAGACCACUGUUCCUCCACCAUGGUCCAACUAAGCCACCGCACCUUCACCCUCGCCAUCAAAACCUGUCUCCACCCGCCCUGUCAUCCUGACCUGCAGCCACUCCAUUCUGAAUACAAGGCCCUGCUAUCUGAGUCUCUGCACGCGUUGGCGACCCUGGACUCCGUUGAUGAGAAAACGGGUCGUCCUCACUGUGUCGCGCGCUUCACCCCCGAUGGCACUCUCUGCGCCGCGCUGUCCUUCCUGGCCCUACGAUGUCCCGACUACGCCAUCCGGGCCCGGGCGAUCCAGGCGCUCCGGGCUGCCCCGCGGGGUGAGGGGUAUUAUAAUGGCGUGCUCGUGGCCGAAUUUGCGACCAGUGGGUUGAAGUUGGAG